CCGCCGCCCGCCCUGGUCGCCGCUUGGGAUCUGCGAGCACUGCGCUGCGGAUUCUCAGCGGACUGCGAGUGCAGCUUUGGGCCCGACCUGCGCGGUCUGGAGUGUGACUUGGCCGACGAAGCUGGUGGGGCAGCCCCCUGGUGAGGGCAGCAGGUGAUGAAGGGAGUGAGUGAUUUUCUGAGAAGGAAUCCAGAGAAACCCCUCGUGAUGUCCUUCCAUGGCUCAACUGGAACAGGCAAAACCUUUGUGAGCUCCAUGCUCAUUCCAUUACCUCUUCCAAGGGGACUUCAGAAUCCCUAUGUUCAUCAGUUCUCUCCAAUAGUGCACUUCCCCCAUGCUGAGCAGAUAGAGCAGUACAAGGAAAAUCUGAAGAGCUGGAUCCAAGGGAACUUGACGAAAUGUGGACGGUCAGCCUUUCUCUUUGAUGAAAUGGACAAGAUGCACCCAGGGCUGAUCGACGUGAUCAUGCCGUUCCUGGGACCUUCGUGGGUUGUGUAUGGGGCAAACUACCGCAAAGCAAUCUUCCAUCUUUCAUAAGCAAUGCAGGAGGGGGAGCAGAUCAACAAAAUGACCAUGAGUCUCUGGCAUGCCCACAAGGACCGAGAGGAGAUCAACCUGCAGGACCUAGAGCCAGCCAUCUCUAAGGCAGUGUUUGAAAACCCUCAAAGUGGAUUCUGGAAAUCUGGGAUCAUUAAUGACCACCUCAUUGAUUUUGUUGUGCCCUUCCUCCCACUGAAACGCCACCACCAUAAAGCAGUGUUUGUCAGCGAACUUGUUCAGCAAGGCCUUGAAAUACGUACAGGCGUUAUAGAGGAGGUGGCCGACAGCAUCCCUUACUUUCCAGAUGAAGAGAAAAUAUUCUCAUCAACAGGCUGCAAAACAGUGGCAUCUCGGAUUAGUUUUUUCUUCUAAUCAGUGGGCAAAGGCCUUGUUCAGAAACACAGGGGACAUGCUGUAAAGCACCAGAGCCUAGGGCUGGCCCUAUGAGCAACAGGUGCUGCAGGUUCCUUCUCAGCAGCACAAGUACUCUUCCCUCCUGAACUUGUCCUCUCCAGCCCCAAGGAGUCCACUGCAGGAUGCAGCAGCAGACCAAGUGAUGUUAUGUGAUUGUGUGUGAUUUAAAGCACUUCAAUGAUGUAUCCUUGGCCAGCUGAUGGUGGUUAUGACCAGAGUGACACAACACCCAAAGGAGAGGAAGAUGCCAAGAGAGCCUACCAUGUCAGGAAGGUUUCUUACCCACUUGAGCUUUUCUCUCUUCUGGCAGCUAUUGAUAUUCAACAUACUAUGAUUCUGACCCCACAGAAGAAUGUUUGGGUUUUUUUUUUCCCUACAGCAUUUAAACAUUUUUUAAAAUCUUUAUGUGUGGCUGCACCUUGCUCCUUUGUAUGACAUGAUGGUGCUGCUGUGGAGUCCUGCAGUGCUGGCCUAGGAAUAUCUCCAGCACUGCAGAAAAGGUGUUUUUUUUCCCCAAGGAAAUUUUAGAACAGGUGGUGUUAUGGGUGAAUAGGUUGGUAGGGACCAACUUCACCAUCAACAAGUGUGAUGGGGUAAUGGUACAACACUUGAUUUGCCAAGGUUCUUCCUGCCACACCCUUGUUUGUCUUUCUUUUAUGGUCCGAAGGAUUUCCUUGCAGCAAACCAGGAAAACAACAAAAAUACUUUUGCUCAUUUUA
Pogoniulus pusillus (Red-fronted tinkerbird) is the source of this 1673-nucleotide messenger RNA. It is a transcript of the gene TOR2A, whose product is annotated as torsin family 2 member A. Gene Ontology annotation, cellular component: nuclear envelope; endoplasmic reticulum lumen. NCBI's taxonomy places the organism in Eukaryota, Metazoa, Chordata, Aves, Piciformes, Lybiidae. The record is from RefSeq and is a predicted model, not a curated record. Gene Ontology annotation, molecular function: ATP hydrolysis activity; ATP binding.